AUGUCGCCUGUACUUCCGAAAUUACCAGCCCAGUUUGCGCAGGCUCUCGAGCUCAUUGACGAUGCGCAUGCGCAAGAUAAGCGCGAGGCAAAGAAUGUCGGCGACGAAAAGGUGCCCUAUGAGCUACACUAUGCCAAGAAAAUGACCUCGUGGCUGGCAACUCGCUGUCCAGAGGCUUCCCCCGUCUUACAAGUCGCAUGCCGUGCGCAACACUUUAGACGCUGGGAAAUUCCACGAGAUUCAUUCCCCAUGACCCGACCAGGGUACUUGACCUGGCGCGCAAAGCAAAAGGCACAGGCCGCCUCCCAAGUAGUAGACUUGCUCGGCACCUCUGCGAUACAGCCAGCCAUUCCCGAAGAAGACCGCGCUCGCGUUGCGGCGCUGAUCCGAAAAGAGAAGCUCGACUCGGACCCCGAGGCGCAGGCCCUAGAGGAUGUCGCCUGCCUCGUUUUUUUGGACAAUCAUUUUGAUGACUUUGAGAAGCGCGAUGACGUUGAUGAAGACAAAAUGAUCAACAUUCUGAGCAAGACUUGGGGCAAGAUGAGCCCGCGAGGCAGAGAGAUUGCGCUGGAAAUGAAGUUGAGCGACAGGGCAAAGGUUUUGAUCGGGAAAGCACUGGCAAGCGCGUAG
Messenger RNA from Cordyceps militaris CM01, 630 nucleotides. RefSeq names its product glutamyl-tRNA synthetase. NCBI's taxonomy places the organism in Eukaryota, Fungi, Ascomycota, Sordariomycetes, Hypocreales, Cordycipitaceae. The transcript is spliced from 2 exons. The record is from RefSeq and is a predicted model, not a curated record. Bases 1 to 630 code for a protein of 209 amino acids.